AUGUGGCUGACCCUGAUCCAAUUGACUUGGAUCGGAUUGCUGACCGUGCAGAUGCAAGGGACGGUAAGCGGAUUAAGGAGGGGAGUGAGGAGGAGUGGGUUUCGGAGGUUUCAGCGAGCGGCAGUGGUGAAGGCAACGCUCACCCCUCCUCGCUUGGACCACAGAAGAGACGCAGGGUGGGGCGACAACGAGGCCUCGAGUCGUACUAUCCUCAAGCCACUUCCUGAAAAUCCACCUGAAGAAACACCUGACUGCCCUGGCAAGGCGACUCUGAAGAAGCAGAUUGCGUUGCUGGCGGAUUCUGUUGCUGCUCCACCUGGAAAAGCACCUGGAAAAGCACCUGUAAGGCAACGGCGAUCCGCGUCCCUGGCUCAGCAUGUGACAGUGACAAGCAAGAAGCCAGAGGUGGUUUGUAACGGUGUGCAUGGUGUGGAGAGCGGUGGUGGGGUGUGCGGGCUGGGUGGUUCCAGGAAAGGGGGGACUGCAGUGAAAGGUAAAGAGGGGGAGGGAGAGAGGGAGGACGAGGGGGAGGAGGUGACGUCAGCUGAUGCAUACAUGCUUAUAUACGUGCGGGAGGGGUUUGGGGAAGGAGAGAAAGGGGAGGGGGUGGGGAUGAGUGGGUUUGUAAGCUUUGAUAAGGCAGCUAAUGCAGGUGAAGGUGAGUGUGCCAUACUGAGAAGGGAUGGUGGUGGCAGUGGUAGGGGUGAAGCAUUGAGAGGGAAUGGUACCACUACCAAUGGUGCCAAUGGUGCUAAGACAGGAGAUGUGAAAGCACUUCAGCCCACUACAACGCCUGGUGAAUCACCUGAACCAACAGCAGAAACAGCUGAUGCGGCAGUUAAAGCACCUGAAGCAGCAGCAGGAGCACCUGAUGCGGCGGUUAAAACACCUGAAGCCACUGCAAAAGCACCUGAUGCUGCAGCGGAAGCACCUGCCGCACCUGUUAAAGCACCUCAAGCUAGUGCGGAAGCAGCUAACGAAGAAAAGAUGUUCCUAUUGGGAGGUGAUUUUGUCCGGCUGCCCCAGUUUCUCUUAGACGAGGUGACUCAAGCGAAUGCUGCGUUUCUGCAGCAGUGCGAGGAGCAGAGGAGGUGGGACGAGCAAACGACGAAGGGAAUUGAGGAGAGGAGGAGCGAGGUGCAAAACGUGCUCUCCCUGUUGCCUGUUGGCGCGGGAGGGGAAGGAACUGGAGGAAGGAGAGACGAGGAGAAAGAGGAGGAGGAGGAGGAGGAGGAGGCAGAAGGGGAAGAGUUCUUUUGGAUCAACACGGAGUGGCUCAAGGCAUGGGCUGACAAUGAGGACCUGCCGUGA
Closterium sp. Yama58-4 is the source of this 1311-nucleotide messenger RNA. NCBI's taxonomy places the organism in Eukaryota, Viridiplantae, Streptophyta, Zygnematophyceae, Desmidiales, Closteriaceae. The record is from the annotation of a GenBank genome assembly.